Molecule: messenger RNA, 3738 nt
Organism: Amphiprion ocellaris (clown anemonefish)
Lineage: Eukaryota; Metazoa; Chordata; Actinopteri; Pomacentridae
Gene: ptx4
Product: pentraxin-4
Exons: 4
Coding region: 33-2060 (675 amino acids)
Source: RefSeq, a predicted model, not a curated record
CAGCCCUUUACAUCUGGGUCUUUCUCUCCUCUAUGUGUUCUCUCACUUCCUUACAGGAACCCCGACUCCCAGCUGCAUCUGCCCUGCUCUGCUGCACUAUGGGCAGCCUCAGGACCAAACACUGGCCCCUAGUCCUGGUUCACAUGCUUCUGCUGCAGCUUCAGUCUGUAAAGGUUCAGGGAGUUGAUCCUGUGUCUCACAAACUACGACGACUCAACGAACAGUUCCAUCAGUUCCAGGCUUUGACCCAGGCUCGUUUGGACUUGUUGGUUCUGAACCAGAACAGGAACUCCUCGCAGGGGCUGGAGAGUCGCAUUAAGGCCCUGAAUGAACAUUACCACCACGUGUCACAGGACCUGGAACAUCUGAAACACGGCACUGCACAGGAGGUAGAAAGUCUCAGAGAGUGGAGUACGAAGCUCAAGAAGAAGAAUAAGCAGAUAGAGAGUCGACUGGCUUUCAUGGAGAGAAGCUUGAGGGACAACUGUUAUCAGAAACUGAAGCCUGAUCCUGGUCAAGACUUCUCCAACCUCACCCUGGAGCUCCAAAGCCAAGAGGAGAGACUUGGUGCCCUUCAAGUCCAGCGUGAUGAGCUACUCAUUGGACUAAAAGGGUUGCAGGAAUCCCUGAAAAACCAGGAGCUGCGAGUGGCUCGACUGGAAGGUCGACUCAGUGAGGUCCUUGUCCAGUGGAAUGGAAGAGGAAAGGUCAGAGGGUCGGGGAGGGCGGGACUUCCUGUCAGUUCCUAUGUCACGCCUCAGGAAUACUACGAACCACGCAGGAGAAGUCAGACACAAAUCAGAGGAGGGAGGCCUGAAAGGACUCUGGAUGGACAACCCAGACUAGCAGGUACCGACCAGAUUGAUGUUCACUCACAGACCAAGCAGCAUCAACAACACACAACAAACCAGCCUAAACAUUCAAAAGACCAUAAGCCAAGAAUUCAGACACAAGUCCAGUAUCCAGAUCCUAAACCUCAUUCUGACCCGUUCCAUCCCCAGUCACAGAUCCAGACUCGGACUCAGACUCGGGCCUAUCCAGUGAAGCAGCCUCAGCACAACACUGUGCCUUAUAAUCAAGCCCAGGUCCAGCAACCAUCUCAGCCUCAUUCAUACCAUCAGAAACAACCCGAUCCACAAGUCCACAAACGACCCUCUUGGACCCAGCAGCUCUCCCAGAUUCCUCUCCACCCUGAACCCAACAAAGACCUACAGAACAGAACCAGACUAGAGGAUCCAACGCCAAUUGCAGGCCAGUUGGAUGAAAGACAGGAGGACAACAGCAACACAAAGAAAGAGACUACAGUGAUCCACAACCUUCUGCAAAUUCCUGUGAGACACAAGAUCCCAGCACAGCCGAUCCCCAAGAAGGAUGCAACCAUCUGUAAUGUGGACUCGGUGCUCUUGUUCCCGUCGGCCUCUGCAGAGAACUACGUCACCUUUUCAGUAAGUCUCCCAGACCUUCCUGAACUUUCUUUCUGCCUGUGGCUCCAUGUGGAAGCUGCACAUGUCGGCACAGUCUUCUCCUACGCCACUGAUGACAAUGACAACCAGUUAGUUCUGUAUGGACGCAGCUCCACAGCCUCUUCUACACCUUUCUCUGCUUCUUCUUCCUCACUUGCUUCCUCACCCUCUCUGGACUUUGUCAUCGGAGACCCCGUCUAUCGUCGCCUCCCUGUGCCGACGCUACUGGAUGCUCGCUGGCACCACCUCUGUGUCCUUUGGUCGUCCAUUCAGGGUCGAUUCUGGCACUACAACGACCGCUGCCAGGCCUCCUUGGGCUCUAACUUCAGGAAGGGCUGGGAGAUUCCCGGAGGUGGAUCUGUGGUGCUGGGACAGGAGCAAGACUAUGUUGGUGGAGGGUUUGAUCCAGCAGAAGGUUUUGUUGGGAAAAUGGCAGGGUUCAGGGUGUGGAACCGGGUGCUGAGCCCUGCAGAGGUGGAAGGGGUGGCAGAAGGGAGAGGGGUGCCCAGAGGAGUGGUGCUGGACAUGGAGAAUAUAAAGGAGGUCCAUGGGGAGGUGCAGCAGGUGGCCUGUGAAUGCUUAGAGCUCUGUGUCUGAGGGACUUAUGGAGGAGGAUUCCUGCUUGAGGCCAAAUAUUCUUUCUGUUAGACCUAUUUUUUUAUUUUCCGUGUCCUUGGAUGCAGACACUCUAGUGCAGGGGUGUCAAGCUCAUUUUAGUUCAGGGGCCACAUACAGCCCAAUGUGAUCUCAUGUGGGCCGGACCAGUAAAAUCAGAGCAUAAUAACCUAUAAAUAACAAAAACUCCAAAUUUCUCCCAUUCUUUUAGUGCAAAAAAGUACAUUCUGAAAAUCUUUUUGCAAAACAUUAUGAACAAACUGAAAUGUCUACAGAAAAAUAAGUGCAGUUUCAACACUAUUAUGCCUCAGUUUAUCAUUUACACAUGUGCAUUACAACCUACAGAUCACAGAGUAUCUACAGAGGUACAAAACAUUCAGUCACAGCUAUCUGGAAAUGAACAAUCUGGUAUUUUACUUUAUGAUCAAAACAGCUUGUCCAAAUCUAGAAAUUAUUUAGAAUUUACAUUUAUUUCCACAUCUGUGUAGUAUUCCUGGCCACCACACCGUAAAGUGGGAACUAUCAAGGAAGAAGUUUAAGUUAUCCCCCUGCCUUGUAAAUGUAUUAAAUUUAUACAUAAAAAGUACAUAAAAGUUGUGCCUGUGCAGCGGACAAAUUGAAAAUAGCAGUUACUUUUACUGAAAAAUUGCAGUUUAUGUUAUCUCUGUCUCUGGAUUGGACCCUCUGGUGGGCUGGUUUUGGCCCGCAGGCCAUAUGUUUGACACCCCUGCCCUAGUGCAUUUUUGUUGGACUUAAAGACACAGCAAAGACUUCUUUAUUCACUAAAACAAAACACUAGCAUGGUAUCAGUUUGCGCUCAACAAAGCAGGAGAUUCAGACCUGUGGCCACCCAGAUUUACCCAAAUUAAAAUGACUGCAGCUUCUGAACCACUCCAGCUGUAUGCAUGAAUGAGGCCUCGGCAGAAAGAAGUGUGUCAGAAACCUGGAUGUGAUGCAGCAGCAGAGCAGUGGGUCUUUAAGGUCAGUAAAAAUGGGAGAUCUGGGUCUGCCUAAAGUUAAAAAAAGUAUUUUUCAGUACAGUUUAGCAGCUAUCGAGAAUUUGACAGUGUGUGUUUAAGUUUGUCUUCCACAAACACAUGCUGUUUUUUCUGCGAAAAUUACUUCUUCAAUCCUGUGAUAAGGAAAUGUUUAAGUGGUUUUUUUGAUCCAGAUAAGAAAAGAUUGAUUUUUAUUCACCCUGAAAGGGUGAAAUUGAUGUGCCAGAUGUUGCUAAAAAUGACAACAGUAUAAAUAACAAUUAAAAAAAAAGCAAAAUCUGUAAAAAUGUGUAAAACUUUAGAAAGGUAGAAGAGUAAUAUUGUGCAUGAUAUGUGGAAAGUGAAAGUAGUGGACAGGAGGAGACUGAGGAUGCAGGCGUCCUUCGAGAGUUUAUGGGGUUUAAUGUCCAUUACUGUUCAUAACAUUGUAAGUGUCACAGCCGUGGAUUGUUGUUUGAAACAUGUUGUUUGAUAGACAAGAAGAAUUUUAAAACAACAAUAAGUAUUAAUUGAGUGUUAAAGGAAUAGGAAGGCACCUUGUUUAAUUCAUUUUUGUUCCUUUUCUUGGAUUUUAAGUCUUAAUUGUCUGUAGGUGUGUCUUAUGGACUGUCAGUGAAAACUAAUAUUGCUUUUUUUAAAUGAAUAAAACCUCUGUGAAAGUC